Salvia hispanica is the source of this 640-nucleotide messenger RNA. The record is from RefSeq and is a predicted model, not a curated record. NCBI's taxonomy places the organism in Eukaryota, Viridiplantae, Streptophyta, Magnoliopsida, Lamiales, Lamiaceae.
UUCAUGAUAGAAAUUCCAGGACAUUAAUCGCUACAGGCACAAUUUCUCUCCGGCCACCGAAUUCUAGGGUUUUUUACUUAUCAGAUCUAAGCUUCAUCCAUAAGUCAACUGCAACUGUCAUUGAAUCGACAGCUAUUAACUCAUAGUCUUUGCGGGUUUCCUAUAUAGCCAGCCAAUUUCAAUCUUGUAGUACUAAUUUGGGUUGAAGGACGGAAUUGGGGUUGUUAAAAGGUGCAAUCUUGAGCGGCCAAUGCAAUAUCGUUCAUUGAAUUGGUUUGAUUUUCACUGCGUUUCUGGAGAAUUUCCAAGAAUUUGAAGUCUAGUUAUGAGUUCAUCAAUGUCUUGGGCGGAACCAGCGGAUGUUUAUCUCUCUACUUCUCUUGCUAGUUAUCUUGACAAGAAACUUCUUGUGUUACUUCGAGAUGGACGGAAACUUUUAGGGAUUCUUGCUUCGUUUGAUCAGUUUGCUAAUGUUGUCCUAGAAGGUGCAUGUGAGCGUCUUAUCGUUGGUGAUCUAUAUUGCGACAUUCCAUUAGGUCUAUAUGUAAUCCGUGGAGAAAAUGUUGUUUUGAUCGGGGAGCUGGACCCGCUGAAGAUGGAACUACCCCAAAUAUGGUCCGUGUUUCAGAACCAGAGAUAA